UUAAAACAUGGUUUAACACGUUUCAAGAUUAGUUUUUCAUUAACUGCACACUUCCACGAUAGUUCACUGCAUAAUAAGCUAUCAAUACUACACUUUGAACAACAUAAAUGAGCAAAACACAAAAAAAUAUUCUCGAGACGUCUUCGCCAUCUUGAAUCUCAACGACAACCUCAGUGACAUAUGUCGAGCGACAAUUGUCAAGCGACAGGUGACAUAUUUUAUAAAAUAUUUUCUAUAGAAAUGCUUACAAACAUGACAGGCAUUUUGCUACAAUUGUCUGUAUUACAAUUAUGUUGUGAACCAAGAAUUACUUUUUCUACUCGACAUAUUUGUAGAAUUAUCGGUGAAUCUUGACAUGUGGUUGAAGCUGUGUCGAGUUGCGUGACAAUUGUAGUAUGUCGUGGUUGACAUACGCGUAGCUCAAAAUGGCUCUCCAUGCGAGUAGUAGUGACGCUAGUGAUAGUAACAGUGACCUUGAUGAUUUCGCAUAUAGAAGAAGAUUUAAAGAAAGAAUCAAUUUUUCUUUUAUCUCACGGAUUUUUCAUUUAAGGAAAAAUUUCGUGUUAGUUAAAUCAGUGUAUAAUAUUUAUUAAAUAGAAUCGGUGCACGUAUUGAACAUCCAGCGACAAAAAACAAAGCUUUAACGCCUUGCCAACAAAUUCUUUGUACAGUGCUGCAUUGGAUGGGGUCGGGUUCUCAAUAUCACGAAAAAUAAUAUUUCGUCGACCAUACCAUAGUCGACAUAGUUAAGAGGAAAGGGGACAACCGCUUCUCCAUACAAACGUAGUACUAAUUCUCUCUCUGUAUAUUAACAUUUUGGACAUGAACAUAUUUUUACACAAUUUUAUAUAUAUUAAAUUUAUAAGUUUAUAACCCGUGAUAUUAACGAGAAGGAAUAUAUAUAUUUUUUAAUUUGUUUAUAUUUUUUUCUCAUAACUCUAUAAUACAAAAAUCCAAAGUCAAACGAAAGGGCAAAGCUAUGGUUAAUAUAAAGCCUGACCAGUAAAAUAUGAUCACGCGCCAUAUUGCGGAAUUUCAUUGGAACUAAAUUUUUCAUACUAAACUGAACUGUCAUCCUACAUGAGAAUAAUAGCGCCCUCUUGACAAUGAUCAUAUAUUUCUGGUCGAGAUAAAUUGAAGGGAAUUACACGAAAUCGAGCACUCGAAAUUCAAAAAUCGGCCCCCAGAUCGAAAAACUGUUACUAUGUCAUUGAAGCCAGUAGAUUUGCAGUAGAAGCAUUAAAUAACUGUAAUAGUUCUGAAGUAUUCAUUUUUUUAAAGCAAUUCGUGCAAAAUUAAUCCCUAACCAUUCCAAAAUAUUAAAAAUACACAACGUUAACCUCCUGGGGUCCGAAGUACUAAUACUAGGAGUCUAGGACAAAAUCGGUUUGCAGUGAAAGCCCAAGUAUCAAAAUAGAUACUUGAUGCCAAGACCCAGCGUGAUAGUACUAGGACAAAAUAUUUACACGCUCCAGGUGGAUUUGAAUUACCCGCCAUGUCAUUUUGACGUUACUGGUUAGUUAGUGUAUAUAUUUGGCAUUGUGGCAGCACUGCUUGAAGUAAGCGGGGAGGGAUAUUUUCGGUCUUCUGUCACAAGACGUCGCAGCAAUGACACGUGCAACGAGAAGAGCUAUAAAAGAUAGUCAAGUGUUGGACUUGCUCCAGCAGUCUGAUUUCGAAGACGACGAAGAUGAUCCUUUUGGAGGGAAUGAUACAGACGACGAGUAUAUUUCUGUGGAGAACACGGCCAUCGAAAGCGACAGUGACAGCAGUACCAGCUCAUAACCUUCGGAGCUUGUCUGGGGAUGAGGAUGGUGUGCUGUGUGACACCAUCUCACGCAAGACACUCUUCUAUUUAAUAGCAACGCUGAAUUCUGCCUUUCCAGAUUAUGAUUUUUCAAUGGCAAAGAGCAGCGAGUUCAGUGCGGAGCCGUCGCUGAGCUGGGUGCAGGCGGCGGUGGACGGCGCACUGUCGCCGGUGGGCGGCGCGCGCUGGCGCGGGCUGCGCGCGGCGCUGUGGGCCGCCGUGGACGAGGAGGUGGCGCUGCCCGAGUGCCGCAUCUACAGCUACAGCCCCGACCUGGCCAGCGACCCCUUCGGCGAGCCCGGCUGCCUCUGGGUCUUCAACUACUUCUUCUACAACAAGAAGCUCAAACGGAUUGUCUUUUUUACAUGCAGAGCUAUGAGCCCAGUUUGCGCGGUCGACUCUGGCGUUGAUUUUGCUAUGGACGAAGAUGAGGAGUAUAAUUAAAUAAUGGUUUUCAAAGUUGUUCAAUGUUAAUAAGUAAGAUGUGCACCUCUUAUGUAACUCCUAAUUUAAAGAUUUAAAAUUAACAUUACACUUAAUUUUAUGAACACAUGGGCAAUUAUUUUUGCAAUGGAUGCGUUUAAACUUAAAAACUAAUUGCUUAUUUUACGCAUAAGUUAAUUGUAACUAGACAAGUUGACGUACCUCGUAUAUUUGUAAAAUUUUUUGAGAAUUUAACGAAAUACUGUAAUAUUUUCGGUUUAGUUUGGAAGUGGAAUAAAAUAUUGAUGGUGUUUUGUAGAAAAGGUUGUAGGUAGCCGUAGAUUUAUUUUCCGGAAUCUUCUCUUUUAUCAAACAGUCAAAAUUAUAAUGUUUUUUAUAAAUGUGCUGUAAGUUUUAAUAUAGCUUUAUAAUGUUUUUAUUUUAAUUAUACUUUAUAUGAUCAUAUAUGAAACUGCAAAUGUUUCACUUAGGCGGUCUUCCGCAGUGCGAGUUGGACAUGGCUAUAGUCGUGCAUAGCGUUGUCUCACCCGCACAUCCAAGUGGCGUGCGGAAACCGCAUCGGCGUAAUAGCCAGUUAUUAUAAUUUUCUUUGUAACUCCUUUUUUAUGUCUGCGCUAAACGCUGUGAGCUGCGCGAGCCCCACCUAAUAAGCUGUUAUUUAUAACACUUAGUGACCCCAGCGGCCCACCGCGAGUCGUUUAUUCGAAUUUAUGACGUGACCUAUAUUAAUGAAGUGUCAAUUUAGUUAGCUCUUCAAGUGACAAAAUAAAUCACAAUUAGAGUCGUUAGACCACUGAAAACUCAAAACAACAUUUGCAGCUCUCUCAGAUUCCUAAAACUGGUGAUUUCUACUGCCGUUGGCUCUUCUUCUUAAAAGUUUGCCGACCCCUUAUCAAGGGCACGGGUUCUCAGGGCUUAGGGUAAGGUAGGGUUCCUAGGGAAUGAAUGAGACUCAUUCUCAUUCCUAGGGCUUUGCCAUUGAUCGUAAACGGGUUCGCGACAAGUACAGUCAGCGUCAAAUACUCUGUAGCAGUCAAAGUGGCCAAAUAGUUCGGUACAUCAUACUAAAUAUAUGGUGUACCGAACUAUUUGGCUACUUUGGUUGCUAUAAAGUAUUUGACGCUGACUGUACCUAUAACCAAACUUUUUUUUUAUACAAAUUAGUUUUCGUCUUGUGUUUCGCAGCAUCUGUACCCCUAGUGUAAAUAAAUUCGAUUUCCAAACGUGACGUACGCGUUUGCGUUUAGUCUCAUUUUGUAUUGGAUUUCGAAAGAGCGCGCCAAGCGGGACGUUUUGGAACCUCAAAAUCCUAUACAAAAUGAGACUUAACGCAAACGCGUUCGUCACGUUAUGAUGUCGAUCAAAGUUACACUAGAGGUACUGGUAUAAGUUGGUUCGGGGGGUAGAGUUUAUGAAACCCUGUUCUAUAGGACAUACAAGCAAAAACUCACAGUUGAGUUUUGUAAUUACAUAAAUAGGUUGAGGGCUCUCGUGGCUUGGAUAAGUAUAUACGUUAGAUUCAGAUGAAACACAUUGUUUUUUUAACUCGGUAACUUAAAACUGCAUCCUGCAGGCUUAUUCAGUCAGCGAGUGGCGCAGAUAAAUUUCAACUAAAUGUGUUGUCGUAAUAAUUUGAAUAUGUACCUAUUUUUCUAUUUGGUGGCCUAGCGGUAAGAGCGUGCGACUUGCAAACCGGAAGUCGCGGGUUCAAACCCCGGCUCGUACCAAUGAGUUUUUCGGAACUUAUGUACGAAAUAUCAUUUGAUAUUUACCAGUCGCUUUUCGGUGAAGGAAAACAUCGUGAGUAAACCGGAUUAAUCCUAACAAGGCCUAGUUUACCCUCUGGGUUGGAAGGUUAGAUGGCAGUCGCUUUCGUAAAAACUACUGCCUACGCCAAAUCUUGGGAUUAGUUGUCAAGCGGACCCCAGGCUCCCAUGAGCCGUGGCAAAUGCCGGGACAACGCGAGGAAGAAGAAGAUUUUUCUAUUAUCUUUUCUCAAUCAUGCACGGAAAUACCUACCGUAGGCUUACAACUCUCAAAACAUUAAUUUUAAAAUUUAAUGAAUGUGCAAUUUCUGCAAUGGAUUUUAUAGUUUUGACACGAGUUAUAAUUUCCAUGUAUUUUUUCGAGAAAAGCAUUACAAACCUGGAAAGGAAGAGGUAUUGCUUGACUAGUAUAUUAGGUAAUUUUCUUCCAGGAUCUUGCACCGCUCUACCUUGAUUUUCAUACCCUUCAAGCAAUUCCUGACUUCCCGGCCGUUGCUAUUCCUCAAAGGCUUAAUUUCCUCCUUCGCUGACAUCGGUCAAGCGUACGAUUUACACAAUUUUUGUAUGGGCCACCCACCGCACAGCAACGGUGACGUCGUUCUCGGUCGUCAGCGCCGCGUGCGUCGGUGCGCUGGCGCGCUAUACACCACAGAUCGCGCGCUCAGUGCAAAGCUGACGGGUUGGCUAUACACACAUGCCGUCGUGAGCAUCAUGUGUUAAUUUGUACGCUCGACCGAUGUCAAAGUUGGAGAAAAUGAAGGCUUUCUUUGUCAUACGUGACCGAUGUCAGCGUAGGAGGAAAUCGGGCCUAAGCAUUGGUUUCGGUUGAUGCCGUACUUGCCGCAUUUAAUUAAGUGGCAUUUCUUCUCUUGCAAUUACAAUACUUAAUUUUGUUUCAUAUUUUAAAACGGAUCUCUGUUUUAAAAUGGUUUCAAAACGCGAAAGUUUUAAAUGUUAAUUUUGGUUUCUAUGUUAGUCGGUCUCUAUUCAGUUUUACCUGCUGAAACAUAUGAAUUUUAGGAGUAAUUAAAUUUAUUUAUAGUUACAGAUAUAUCUGGUAUAGGGUGUAGAUUUAGGUGUGACAUGUAAAAUGUAAAUUAAAUAAGCUGAGUUCAGAUCUCAAUUUUUCGUAUCAAAAUGUAUAUUUAAUGUCAAAGUUUGGAACGAAUAUAUAUAACUACUACUUGGAAGUAGUACUUACUGUCGUUACAGUAUAAUCGAGUUAUAAAUCUUAAAAUAAUUAGCGACAACCAAGAAUGGUGUCUUUUUGAGAUUUUAUACUUGACUGUACAUUUUGGUGUUAAAAACUUAUUUUGGCUUUGGGAUGUGCAUGGUGCUUGAAUUAGAAUCAAUCUAAUUUCUACAUCUUGUACAAUAAAUGUGUCCUUAUUUUUACUUUACAACCUUAGUUUGACGGCUUGAAUCAGUAGAUUGCGGCCAAGUAUAAGCUCGUUAAGACAGAAGCAUAUUUAUUAGGGUUUUUGCCUCAUAAUUUGCCAAGAACGUACACACAUUUGUAUUUUGUUUGUGACGAGACUUGGCUUAUGAACUUGAAGUAUUAGAGUAAUGUGGAAAGCGUAAACCAUAUUUUAAGUCACUUAGAAAUCCGCCUAUAUUUUAGGGCGUCACUUUCAAUAUUGUUAGCGACAUAAUUACACAUUUGAUGAAUUAUACAUUUUUUCCCGAA
Cydia pomonella (codling moth) is the source of this 5704-nucleotide messenger RNA. It is a transcript of the gene Maf1, whose product is annotated as repressor of RNA polymerase III transcription MAF1 homolog. The transcript has 5 exons. Gene Ontology annotation, biological process: negative regulation of transcription by RNA polymerase III. Gene Ontology annotation, cellular component: nucleus. Bases 1691 to 2251 code for a protein of 186 amino acids. NCBI's taxonomy places the organism in Eukaryota, Metazoa, Arthropoda, Insecta, Lepidoptera, Tortricidae. The record is from RefSeq and is a predicted model, not a curated record. Gene Ontology annotation, molecular function: RNA polymerase III core binding.